Molecule: messenger RNA, 723 nt
Organism: Microthlaspi erraticum
Lineage: Eukaryota; Viridiplantae; Streptophyta; Magnoliopsida; Brassicales; Brassicaceae
Source: the annotation of a GenBank genome assembly
AUGGUAUUUUUGUUCUGUGGCGGCGAUGUUGUAAAGCAAUUCUGGAGCCCAAACAGUAUCAACAAGAACAAAGCUAUGGUGGAGAACUUGCAAAAUCAUGGCGUAAUCACGUCUGAUGAAGUUGCUAAAGCUAUGGAGGCUGUGGACAGAGGCGUCUUUGUGCCAGACCCUUCCUCUGCUUACGUCGACAGUCCCAUGUCUAUCGGGUACAACGCCACCAUAUCAGCACCUCACAUGCACGCAAUGUGCCUUCAACUUCUCGAGAAGAAUCUGAAACCAGGAAUGCGUGUUCUUGAUGUUGGCUCCGGGACCGGGUACUUGACAGCUUGCUUUGCGGUUAUGGUUGGACCCGAAGGGCGUUGUGUAGGUGUGGAACACAUCCCUGAAUUGGUUGCUUCUUCCAUGAAGAAUAUUGAAGCCAGUGCUGCUUCUCCAUUAGUCAAACAAGGAUCUCUCGCUGUUCACGUUGGCGAUGGAAGGCAAGGAUGGGCUGAGUUCGCACCGUACGAUGCUAUUCAUGUGGGAGCAGCAGCGCCGGAGAUCCCAGAGGCGUUGAUUGAUCAGCUGAAACCUGGUGGGAGACUGGUGAUACCGGUGGGGAACAUAUUCCAAGAUCUGAAAGUGGUGGAUAAGAACUCAGACGGUUCGGUUAGCAUCAAGAGCGAAACUUCAGUGCGUUAUGUUCCUUUGACUAGCCGUGAAGCCCAAUUGAGAGGAGACUGA